UGUGAAAGUGACAGUGGAUUUGCUAUUCAAAACCAAGGUGACUUAGAUACUAUCUCAUCAUGUAGUACCCUUGAAGGUGAUGUUAUUAUCCAAGGUUCUAUUGGUACUGCUGCUUUGCCUGGUGUUACCAGAAUCAAAGGUUCUUUAAUCAUCAAAAAUGCCACCUCUUUGGUUUCCUUCUCUGCUGACUCUUUACAAAUCAUUGACGAUGAAUUAUCCUUGACUGAUUUAACCAUCUUAGAUAACCUCAACUUGCCUGUUUUGACUCAAGUUGGUUCUAUCUACUUUGUCACUCUUCCAGCUUUAAGUGAAAUUACCUUAACCACUGGUAUCUCCAAAGUCGACUCUCUUUAUAUCUCCGAUACUGCCUUGGAAACUCUUUCUGGUAUUAACGUUGUUGACGUUGACACCUUCAAUGUCAACAACAACAGAGAUUUGCAAGCUGUUGAUGGUGCUCUUAAAACCGUUAAAACUUCUUUAGAAGUUUCUUAUAACUCCGAAACCGUUGAAGUCUCUUUUGACAACUUAAUCUGGGCUAACAACGUUACUUUCAGAGAUGUUUCCUCCAUCUCCAUGUCCAACUUAACCGCUGUCAAUGGUUCAAUGGGUGUUUAUAACACCACUAUUGACUCUUUAGUUAUUGACAAUUUGGAAACUGUUGGUGGUGCCUUAGCUAUCUCCCACAACAAUGAAUUAACCGAUCUUGAAUUUGCUUCCUUAGUUACCAUCAGUGGUGCUUUAGAUAUCACAAACAAUUCUGCUUUGACUUCCAUUACUGGUUUCCCUAAAUUAAAGACUGUUGGUGGUGCCAUUGACAUUGGUGGAGCUUUAUCCAAUGUUACCUUCCCAAGUUUGAAAUCUGUUAGAGGUGGUGCUACCUUUUAUUCCUCUGUCUACAUGGACUGUUCCAAAUUAAAGGCCUUACACAAAAAGGGUGUUAUUCAAGGUGAUGACUACUCCUGUAGAGCUGCAAAAUCUUCCUCUUCCUCUGGUUCUGGUUCCGGUUCUGGUUCUGGCUCUGCCACCGGAACUGCCUCUGGUUCUGAUGCCAGUGGAACUAUUGCUGCUUCUGGUACUGGUUCUUCUUCCGACUCUGGUUCUCCACAAAUUGCUUUUUCCGGUGUUUCCAUUAUUAGUGCUUUUGCUGCUGCCUUGUUAUCUUUACUUUAA
Molecule: messenger RNA, 1170 nt
Organism: Ascoidea rubescens DSM 1968
Lineage: Eukaryota; Fungi; Ascomycota; Saccharomycetes; Ascoideales; Ascoideaceae
Gene: ECM33
Product: Ecm33p
Exons: 1
Biological process (GO): fungal-type cell wall organization
Cellular component (GO): fungal-type cell wall; plasma membrane
Source: RefSeq, a predicted model, not a curated record